AUGGUGUUAGAAAAUAUUAUAGUACCAUCACUUUAUGUAAUUAAAGGUAUUAUUAUUUUAGAUAACGAUGGCAAUCGUAUAUUCUCUAAAUAUUAUAGUCAAUCAUUUUCAACAGUAAAAGAACAAAAAGAAUUUGAAAAAUCAUUAUUUAAUAAAACCCAUAAAGGUACUGGAGAUGUUAUUCUUCUUGAUAAUUGGACAAUUGUCUAUCGAAACAAUGUUGAUUUACUUUUCUAUGUAAUGGGUAGUACAAAUGAAAAUGAAUUAAUGUUAAAUAGUGUUUUAACAUGUUUAUUUGAUUCAUUAAGUGGAAUGUUACGAAAGAAUGUUGAAAAAAGAUUUCUUUAUGAUAAUCUUGAUUUAGUUAUAUUGACAAUUGAUGAAAUAUGUGAUGAAGGAAUUAUUCUCGAAUCAGAUCCAAUGGUAAUCAUGCAACGUGUUCAGAUACGUCAAGAUGAUAUCCCAUUAGGCGAACAGACUGUUUCUCAAGUACUCAAUCAUGCGAAAGAGCAAAUCAAAUGGUCAUUACUCAAAUGA
Adineta steineri is the source of this 537-nucleotide messenger RNA. The record is from the annotation of a GenBank genome assembly. Lineage: Eukaryota; Metazoa; Rotifera; Eurotatoria; Adinetida; Adinetidae.